UGCAGACCCACGUAUGGAUGUAACUUACUGAAACCUUGACAUUAACAAUGGAUAAGAUGUGGAUGUUUUAUUCAUCAGUCAUCCUAUUGUCUGUCAUACAGAUUCAACAUGUUUUGGCUACAAAAUGUAAUAUUGUGUCAGUGACAUCUCCUUCAGCAUCAACACUGAACGUGGAAUGGAGCAGCUAUGCUGGAACUUCAGUUUAUUUACUGAACUUCAGAGUUGUGAACUCUACCAAUAUCGCCCCAGUGGUGGUGAUGCAGUCAGCACCCAGCACACAGAGGCUGAUUCAGGGGCUAAGACCCGGACAUGUCUAUGAAGUCACACUAAAGGUCUUUCAGUUUUACACUGUUUUGUGCACAGACGUUAAAACAGCCAUGACAGUGCCUGCCACAUCUCAGAUCACCUUUUCCAAAGCUAUUUCAAGUACAUCUAUAAGGUUUGAGUGGUCCAGUGCGAUAGGGGCAGACAGCUACAUCUUGUUUGUGGAGAAGUUGUUCAGUUCUCCCCCCCAAAAAUACAACCAGACCUUCACAAACCUGAGUGGACGAGUGGACGGCCUGACUCCCUCUACAGUUUACAACUGUUACAUUUACUCCUCCAACAGUGCCGGAAGAGGUGCCAAAAGUAAUACAAAGACAAUCAUAAUGUUGGUGCAGCCACCAACUGGCGUGACUCUUGAAUCGACGGGAAAGAGCACAGCCCGAGUGACGUGGAACGCUGUAAGUAAAGUCCUGUUUUAUCAAGUGACUGUGAGUGACGACAACCCCAGCAACGCCCCGGUCAUCAGGAACACUUCAACCACAUCCAUGGAUAUCAGUAAUCUGGAGCCCUGCUCCACCUACACAGUGGGAGUAUCAUCAGUAAACGUCUUCUUAGUUCCUGGGGAGGCCUCUAAUGUUACAUACAAAACCGCUACCACAAAUCCGGUGACGACCAUCUCUUCGGACUACAGCUGCUCCAGCGGCAUGGUGACAGUGACUUGGGAUUUGGUGUUUGGGGCCAACUUAUACAGGGCCACGGCUGUCGACAGCACCGGCGCAUCUCUUAACUGUACAUCAGCCUCCACCAGUUGCCAGAUCACCAUGCUCAAAUGUGGUGAGAAAUACCAGGUCCAUGUUACAGCCAUCUCUGACAACUGUGAGAGCACCUCCAACACCUCCACCUUGUUCGAGACAGUCCCCUGUGCUCCAGGUAAUCCUGUCACCAUUCACGAUUGCUCCAGCAAUGUGAUUGUCUUUAGCUGGCAGCCCACCAACAACACCUUCUACUACGUGGCAAUGGCUGUGGACAACACUGGCAAAGCGACUGAGUGCAGAACGCCAGACAACACGUGUUACUUCACUAAUGCGGGCUGCGGUCAGUUCUACAAGUACACCGUGUACGCUGUCAGCUCUGAAUGUAACAGCGAAGUCAGCCAACCUGAGUUUGUCUGGACUUCUCCAUGUCUACCAACAAACGUACAGACAGCAGCAGAGUGUCAUUCUGACAUGCUGAUCACAACCUGGGACUCUGCUGCUGGGGCGCUUUCCUACACUGUAGAAGCACAGGGGAACACUGGAGAAACCUACAACUGCACCUCCUCCUCCAACAGCUGUGCGGUGACCGGGGUGCCAUGUGGUGAACACCUCAGCUUGUGGAUCGUCGCCUCCAACGACAACUGUUCCACUGACAAGGUGCUGGGAGAAGUUGCUCAGACUGUUCCCUGUACCCCCAUCAAUGUCUCAGCGUCAGUUGACUGCAGCCAAGAUUCUGCAAGAGUUGACUGGACGAUGUCCAUCGGUGCUGUAUUCUACGUUGCCAUUGCUCAGGAUGCAAAUGGAAAUUCGUAUAGCUGCAAUUCAAUGAGCACCAACUGCUUGAUUGAAGGCCUGAGAUGUGGACAGAAUUACACUGGCAGCGUUAUCAGCACCAAUCUUAUGUGCAACAGCUCCGCCAGCGAGGAGGUCACCUUUAUGACAGCUCCUUGUCCUCCAACCAACAUUGAGGCAUUCAGAGACUGUGACGCCAACCGCGCUCUGAUAGUCUGGCAGAACCAUCAGCCCACAGGCCUCUACACUGCAACCAUAGAGGAUCAGAGCGGCGCUCAGCUCACCUGCACCAGCAACACAGUCAACAACUGUAAAAUCACCUCUCUGCCCUGUGGAAAGAGAUACAAUGUCACUGUCAUAAACAAUGAUGGAAACUGUCCGUCCACCUCAACACCUAUCAGCAUGGACUCAGUGCCAUGCAGUCCUGAGGAUGUGUGGGCCAGUGUGGCCUGCGCUUCUGGUGAGCUGACGGUCGCCUGGAACAUCUCGGUUCCUGCAGAGAACUACACCACCACCAUCUACAGAGGAAUGAGUCACCCUCUACGCUGUAACUCUACAGACACAAAAUGCACCAUGGGAGGGUUGUUGUGUGGAAGCUCCUACAGGGUGAUCGUUCGCUCCGUCAUUGGGACAUGCGUCAGUCUGCCGAGUACAGAGGUCACAGUGCAAACAUUACCAUGUCCUCCCACCAACAUCACAGCCAUGCACAGAUGUGCUCCGGAUCCUGUUCCUGUGUCAUGGGUGGCCAGUGAAAGUGCCAAAUACUACACUGCUGUCGCUGUGAGUGGCGGAGGUCACAAGUCAGAGUGCACGACCAAUAAAACUUCCUGUAGCCUCCCUGGACUCCAUUGUGGGGAGGUUUACACCAUUAGUGUUUCAGGAGCGGAUGACAACUGUACAGGUCAACUGAGUGACACGGUCUCUUUGAACACAGAGCCAUGUUCUCCCUCUAAUGUGUCCAGCCAUUUGAUGUGUAGCACUGGCACUGCGCAGGUGUCCUGGGCACCCAGUGCGAAUGCAGUGACCUAUGCAGUGAAAGCCACCAGCAACGGACAGACCCUCAACUGCAGCAGCCCCAGCCCCAACUGCACGCUGAGUAACCUGGUCUGUGGCCAGGCGUACGACAUUCGUGUGGCUGCCACUGACGGCACCUGUGUCAGCAACUUCAGUGCCCCCUUCAGACAAGACCAAGUCCCAUGUACCCCGGAGAAUGUUAGCGCCAUUCUGGUCUGUUUCAAUCACUCAGCCCUGGUCACAUGGGUAGGAAGCCCCAGUGCAAUAGGAUACAAUGUGACAGCCAUGGGCCAGGAUGGACACACACACCACUGCCAAACCAACACUACCAGCUGUCAGCUACCUGACAUCCACUGUGGUGAAACCUAUGGCAUCACGGUCACACCGUACUCUAAGACAUGUGCAGGAAACCCAAGUGCAGUUUAUAGCUUUAGAGCAGGUCUUUGCGCUCCCAGUAACGUCACUGUGUCUCCAGCGUGUGAGGACAGCACUGUCUCUUGGUCUCAUAUAACAGGGGCUGAGAUGUUUAUAGCAACAGCAACUGCAGAUGAUGGCCACACUCACACUUGCAGCUCAAACUCUUCCAGCUCAUGCAAUUUCACUGACCUCCACUGUGAGGAAACCUAUGCUGUUACUGUUGUGACUGUGGACAGGGGCUGCUGGAGCUUGCCGAGCUCAGCUGUGGAGCUGAGAACAGCUUUGUGUCCGCCUACUAAUUUGACGGGGCAAGUCAGUUGUGACACCAACAUGCUGACCCUCACGUGGGACCAGAGUACAGUGUCCGGGGCAACCUACACUUUACAAACUGAGAGGGCAGGCGGCACACUCCCUCCUUCAGUACAGCCUACCUCUAAUACCUCACAAACGUUGACCAACCUGUCUGUCCUGUGUGGACAGAGAUAUGCUUUCCGCAUCGCAGCACAGGAUGGAAACUGCCGCAGCAGCUACAGUCCACCCAUAGAGAUAAGCACAGCCCCUUGUCAGCCAACCAACUUGACUGCUCAUGUGGACUGUGGGACAAACAAAGGGAAUUUCUCCUGGGCUGAGUCUAGUGGAGCAGGUUUCUACACUGUUGAGGUGACAGGAGAGCACGGCCACGUAGCAUCCUGUUCCUCCAAUGACACCUCCUGUGCUGUAAAACUUCACUGUGGCCAGUCAUACUCUGCUACAUUGGUGGCUUCCACAGAAAGCUGCAACAGCAGCAAACAUGCUGACAUUCAUUUUGACUCUGAGCCUUGCCAGCCUGUGAUUGUAUCUGCUCAGGCACUCUGUCAGAGUGAGGAGGUCCAGAUCUCCUGGCAACAAGCAAGUGGUGUUGUGAAUUACUUGGUAACAGCCACAGGGAGCCUCGGAUAUGUGGAGAGCCGCAAUACAACCCAGACCUUUCUGUCAGCUGCUUUACCAUGCGGACAGAACUACAAUGUCACUGUGCAAGGACAAGGCAGCGAGUGUGACAGCCUCCCCAGCAGCCCUGCCUUCUUCAAAACUACUCCAUGUAUCCCCCGCGAUGUCACAACCUAUGUACAGUGUGAGUUUAACGUGGGCUCUGUCAGCUGGGGGCCCAGUGACGGCGCCGAAACAUAUGUUGCCGUAGCAACUGGGCUUGAUGGCCACACCCACCAGUUUCUCACCAACAACACCUCCUGCACCUGGAACGACCUGCACUGUGGAGAGGUGUACACUGUUGUAGUGAGAGCAAAGGCUGAUAACUGCACCAGCCUGCCCAGCAACAGCUCUGUCAUCCAUAUGGAUCCCUGUGCUCCCCAGAAUUUGGCUGCCUCCGUGAAUUGCGAUAUGAAAGUCGUUUCUCUGAGCUGGAACGCCAGUAAUGGCACAGAGUUGUAUAUGGUAUCAGCUGAGGCAGGAAACAAAUCAGUUGGGCUCACCACUAAUGUCACCACAGCCCACUUCUCUGACUUCACCUGUGGACAAAACUACAGCCUCACAGUCACACCUCACAACCAGCACUGUCCUGGCAGCUCCAGUGCACCAGCCUCCAUACAGACAUGGCCAUGUCCACCUGCAGGAGUCUCUACCAUGCAAGACUGUCUCACUGGCAUCGUCAUGGUAACCUGGCAGGCCCGUAAUGGGUCAGACUACUACACAGCCACCAUGCAGACUGACACUGGCAUUUCUAAAAUGUGCAUGUCUGACUCUAAUGAAUGUAGUGUCCCUGGUCUGACCUGUGGGCACAACUUCUCUGUGUCAGUCACAGCCUCCAACCAGCAGUGUAACAUCACCUCCAGUCAAACCACCAGUCUGCAGUCAGUGCCAUGUGUUCCCACUAAUGUCUCAGUGGUGAUGGACUGUGCCAACAAUACUGCUGUUGUGUCGUGGUCCGCCAGUCGGGGUGCUGUACAGUACUCAGUGACAGCCCACAGUAGUCAUAGCAACAUCAGCUGCAUGACCUCUGGACUCCACUGUAGCCUUGACAACCUCACAUGUGGUAACCACUACACUGUUCAGGUAGUGGCUAUGGAUGACAACUGCUCUAGUAUCCCCAGCCAGGCUCUGAUGUUCAACUCAGCCCCCUGCCCGCCCCAGAAUGUGAGUGCCGAGGUCCACUGUUCGUCAAACGACAUGACAAUUACUUGGGACGCCAUCAGAGAAGCAGACCACUUUUUGGUUUCAGUAAUUGCGGAAAAUGGAGGAACCAGCGAGUCAUGUAACACCACAAACACUGCAUGUUCCAUCAGCAAUGUGACCUGUGGAAAUACAUUCAGGGUUCAAGUCACCUCCGUCAGAGGCGCCUGCCGCGGCCGGCACAGUCAGACCCACAGCAUCCUGUCAGCUCCCUGCCAGCCGCAGAGGAUCAGAGGCAACCUCGACUGUGUGACCAAUUCUGCCUGGAUAUCAUGGGACGCUGCUCCAGGGGCGGACAGCUACUCUGUGUCAGCUGUAGGUGGCGAGGACCAUACAGCCAACUGCACCACUUCCUCCAACACUACCUGUGAGGUGGAACAUCUGGCAUGUGGCAUACUUUAUAACUUCAGUGUUAUUGCUGAAAGCAGCAAGUGUGACAGUCAGCCAAGUGCCACCAUUGACUUGCAGACAGCUCCCUGCUCCCUCUCUAGUAUCACAGCGGUCCCUCAGUGCCACAAUUCGUCCAUCCUCGUCAUGUGGGAUCUGAUGAAGGGCAGCAAGGGAAACACUGUGUACAUUGCCACAGCAGAAGCCAGGGACCGUACCUACCUAUCCUGCAACAGCACUGGCACUAGCUGCUACCUCCACGGAGCACAAUGUGACCUCCAUUACACCAUCAUUGUAGCUACUUCAUCAGACCAGUGCAGCAGUAUGAGAAGUCCACCGUACAGAAUUAGCAUGGAACCGUGUCCACCCAGGAACCUGGUGGUUAACGCCUCCUGUGAGGACCACAGUGUGCUGGUGUCCUGGAGCCCCUCUCCUGUUGCAGAAACCUACCAUGUUGUCGCUAUGGGUGUAGACGGACAUGUGCAUACUUGCAACACCACCUCCAGUAACUGCAGCAUAUCAGAGCUCCACUGUGACCAGCAGUACACGGUAUUUCUGACUGCCAGCCACGAGAACUGCUCCAGCAAAGCCAAUGAAAAUUCCACACUCAACACAGGUCCCUGCAAGCCUGAUGGCCUCUCAGUCACAUUCCACUGUAUCAAUCAGUCUGCAUUGCUGUCAUGGAAGCCCAGAAAUAACACUGUGGACUACUACGGCUGCGCCCAGGCCGGAAACGGAAGCAUGCUGUACUGUCACAGCACAAAUCCCACCUGUACUAUCCAGGGUCUUGAUUGUGGAACAGUUUACAAUUUCUCUGUCCAGGCCUCAGAUGGGGCAUGCAACAGCUCCUUCAGUGACCCAGUGCAGAGUGGAGCAGCUCCCUGUCCCCCAGACACUGUUGAGGUGCAGCUGAUUCCGAUGCAGCUGGAGAUCCAGGUGAUGCACUUCAGCUGGACACAGGUCACCUGCAGCGACACCGAGUACAUGCUGAAGUUAACAGGAAGUCUGCUGGGAGACAGCCAGGCCCAGUUCGAGCUCUCUUCCUGUUGGACAAGCAUGACGUACUUUGAGAUUCCUCUCCCCUGCGGUUCAUCCUACAAUGCUACAGUGGAGAGCAGGAACGCUGCUGGCACCAGCAACCCAUCUGUGCCUCUCAAUGGAACAACAGCACCUUGUCCACCAUCAGGAGUGGUGUACAGUGGUAACAGCUCCUUUGCCAAAGUUUCCUGGAAUGCUUCCGUGUUUGCUGCCACGUACACCGUGUACGAUAACAGUGUUACGCCAAAGGCCCAGCUAUGCAGCACUGCAGGCCUGUCCUGCUCUCUGUCCAACAUCGCUUUCACUAACCUGGUGAUCACAGCCAGCAACGCAGCCGGAGAAAGUGAAGAAACAAUCUUGAUUGUAACACAAGGACGCAGGAGGAGAGACCUCAGUGAACAAAUGCCAGAGAUUGGAGUCCUUUCAGCUCCCGUGCUGGAUGUCAAACAACCAACGCCAACAGUUGUUUUUGUUGAGUGGUCUCGAGUGGACGCUGCCUCCCAUUACAGCCUGGUUAUCAGGAAGCAAGGCAGCUCCAGUGAGCCUCAGGAGCUAUCGGUGUACGGCGAGAGCAUCUUUCUCACUGAUCUGAGCCCAGACUCGACCUACUGUUUCUCUGUGUCGGCCAGGACAGCUAGUGGACCACAGUCAGAGCCUGUGUGUGUGCAAACAGGACAGGGGCUUCCCCAAUAGGAAAACACUUCUGUAGACAAAGCUAGAGGUCUGCUUAAAAUGCGAUGGUCUUACUGUCAAAGUGGCAGCGUUUCUGACAUUUAAGAAUGACUAAUCUUUUCCCAGUAACUCAUAAUACACAAUAACUUUAGAUCCGGAAGAAUGUGGGAAUUAGCGUGGGUUGCUCUGACAUUUACAUUUCUGCUGGUUUACAAUGAACUGCAAAAUAAUUUGUUUGAGGUGUGACACAAGGGAAGAUAUCUUCAAAAUGAGAGCCCAUGUCCCAAGGAUUUUUAACUUCCUCUACGCUAUACUUGUGUUAAAAAAAAAAACUUCAUUGAGGUAAAUCUUUUGUCUGCUGUUGGUUGAGAUUAUAAUUUUACAUGUGGGGUUUUGUUCCUCCAAGUUUUUUAUAAUUUGAUGCCUAAGGUAAUAUGUCAGGAAGUGUUUAACGUGUCCAGAAUAUUUACCUUUUUUAUUAUCCAUUUCGGAAUGUAUAUUUAAUAUGGAAAUUAUUUUCAGAUUACAUUCUAAUAAAACUUUCAAAUAUUGUUGCA
Siniperca chuatsi (mandarin fish) is the source of this 8062-nucleotide messenger RNA. RefSeq lists its product as uncharacterized. NCBI's taxonomy places the organism in Eukaryota, Metazoa, Chordata, Actinopteri, Centrarchiformes, Sinipercidae. Bases 48 to 7526 code for a protein of 2492 amino acids. The transcript is spliced from 31 exons. Gene Ontology annotation, molecular function: protein binding. The record is from RefSeq and is a predicted model, not a curated record.